UAAGACUUUUGAGUUCUCUCUUCUCAUUAGUUUUCCUGCCCCCAAUGGUUUUAAAUGUGUAAAAAUUUAGUAGUGAGCUCCGCGUGGUGCUUUGUACCUAAAUAAAUACGAAUGUUAAUAAAAAAAAGAGCAAUACGCAGUGAUUAUGAUACAGUGUCUUUGUUGGAUAGAUAUAUAUUAAAUGAAACGAAAGAGAGAAUAAAGUGAAGCAUUAUGUCUCAUGAGGCUAUUACUUGGAUUACUGUAGACAAUAACGUCACGGAUAGAAUGAUAGACAAUUCUUUCAUACAUAAAGUUAGGUGGUCACAGAUACGAAAGAGAACAAAAAUACUUAAUGCAGAAUUGAAAAGGCAUGGCGUGAAAAAUUACAAGCAAUAUGUACAUUUAAAAACUACUCUCUUGCGAGAUAUGGCGGAAGAUACUGACACCGACAAUAUUGAUCUCAGCGACGUUGACUAUGAUGUCAUACACAGUACUCCAGCAGCACGGACCAAGUAUAUAGCCAAGUAUAAAACUGAAAACUUAAAUAAGUACAUUUUAAAUAGUGAAGAAGAUUUUCAACCUGUUAAAAGGAAAAAAUCUGUUAAACGUAAAAGUAAAUCAUCUCAAACAUCUGAUAAAAGUAAACCAUCGCGAACGGAGUCUAAGGAGCCAUCAAAGUCACAAUCACCUAAGAAGCAUGCUAAUAUAUGCUGGAAAAUUAUAAAGAAUAAUAAAGACACCUCAUACACGUUUCAUACUGCAACACAAGCAAGUGCUUCGAAUGAUGAAGAAAACCUUUUCAAAGAUGAAAAUCAUGAUUACUUGGAAGCUCGCUCUAACAACAGGUCUCUUACGUUAUUUAACAUGAAAUCUAGAGGUGGACGGACAAGGAAGAACGAUGAAAAUUGCAAUGUGGUAGUAGAUGAGUUGUGUUCUCCAAAUGAUGGAAUUUUCAAUAAAAAGAAACCUGUAGUUGAAAAUGGGCCACAGAAUUAUACAGCACAAGAUGCGUCAUUAAAUAAAUCAAAUAUCGAGUCACGGAGGUCACAUAAUAACAUGCAUCUAUCUAAAUCGACUAAUCUGGAAAGUAGUUACAACACGUCUGAUAUUGUUCUUAAAUGGGAAGAUAGUUUUACCAACGAACUAACAGAAAUAAGUAACGAGGAUUUAAUAAAUACGAAAAAUUUCAGUAAUAAACGUAUGACUCGCAAAUCAUCGCAAGUAGAAAGCGUUCGAAAGAAUUUAAUAUCUGUAUUAGAAGAGAUGGACUCCACGAGAAAUGAUAAAGACGGAGUUAAGAAGAAUAAAAGCGUAAAAGAUCAAUCGAAUUGCGAUCAGUCACCUCCAGCUGUUAUAAGCUUUAGUCGAUCUAGUGCUCCAUUAAAAACUUCACAAAUUAAUGUAACCGAUGUACAGGGCUCAUUGUCAAGUGUUUUAUUACCUAAUCAACGGAAGUGCCCUACAAACGAUGAAGAUUUAGAAAGCAGAUUAGUCGAGAACGAACAGUCCAAUUUAAAAAGUCCAACAAGUUUUCUUGCAGAUAUUGCGGAGGAGAUACUUACGUCUCCUCGAACAAACAAGAAAAUUACAGCGCAAAAAGAAGUUAAAGCAGUCAAAUUGGGAAAUUCUAAGCAGGAUAUGAAAGAGAAGCAUACGAGAUGUCAUGAUAGUGGUUUAGAGGAUAGUGGAGAAGAAAAUAGUAAAGAAGCAGGAACGUUUUCUGAUGAAAUGAGGAAUUCUUCCCGAUUAGAUCAAAAUGAUAAAGACGCACGACAGAUGAAGCCAGUAACCCAGGAAGAUAAGACAGAAGAAGAUACAGAUUUUGUAAAAUCAAAAAGUCCGCGCAAUAUCGAAAUUCGACUGUCUUCUGAAGAGAGUUGCAUAAAAGACAGACAUUCGAAGUCUUACGAUGACAUUGUAAAGGGACAGGAGAGUAAAGAAAUGAGGAAGUCCCCUAAAAAAAUAAAUAAUUCUUCUAAAUUAAACAAAGACAAAGAUGCAGAGAGCAAAAGACAUUCCACGAAAUCGGAAGAAUCGUACGAUUCCCAGGAACAGCGAUUGUUAUCUCCUAGAAGGAGUCCCACGAGGAGUAAAUGUACAAAAUCUCAUGAUAACAACAAUUUAGGAAUGCAAAAUGGUAGAAAAGUAAGCGAAUCUUCUUUAGAGGAAGAAGUAAAGGAUCCCCUCCGAUCCAACGAAGUUGAUAAAAAUGCAGAGAUUUAUUCAGUAAAUAAUUCUCAUAAAGACGAGACGGAUUUUGUGAAAUCAGAAGACUCGCCAAAGCAACAAUCGUUACCUAAAAUUACAUGCACCGAGCUCAUCAACAAAAAAUACAAGAUAAUUAACAAAAAUAGUAAUGAUGUCGAUAGUAACAUUAAGAAAACGGACAACGUAGAUAAUAACAUUGAUAUUAUCAGCGCAGACGUUCCUAUAAAGAACGCCACAUUAAUAGCUUGUUCACCUGCUAUCAAUGACGAUGCCGAUAGUUGGCCAAAAAAGAUGGCGAAUACAGGAGAAAUUAAUAAUGACGUAUCAAUGACAUUGGAGACUGACGAGGAGGACAAUACAACUUAUUUGUCACCGCAAAGUAAGAAACGGCUUCAGCAGCAAGCAACGUUAAAUCUAAUCGUUUACAGUGAAUCCAGCGAGAGCGAUGACGAAAACAAUGUUACUAUUGAACGUCCGAAACGGCGCAUUGAUAGCUCUGAUGAAAGCCAUAGUAGUGAAGACGACACACCCAAGAAUGAUGAAACUACCUAUGCUUCUAAGGAAAACGACAUUAAUGGUUCGCGCAGUAAAGACUCUGAUGAAGACACAAGUAGCGAAGAAACUACACCAGUGUCAGAAGAAAUAAACAAAUCAAAUUCGACGGGAAUUAUGCAGGAAAGAAUGAAGAAGAAAACUGUGUCGCCAGCAAAACUUACAUCUGAAGAUAAUUUCCUUAAAUCUAACGGGGAUGAAAAUUCAUUAGAGAAAACACAGAAUUGUGGAAAUGUGUAUAAUGACGAAUCCUCAUUGUUAGACAAAGAGAACAUAUAUAAUAAAAAUAAGCAAAGGGACAGAGUCAGUGAUUGUACUGAUAAAUUUGAGAAUAAAUCUGGAUAUAAGUCGCAGAGCACAUCAAUAUCGACGCGAACUUCGCAUGUGGAGUCUGAUGCUUCCGCCCAUCGUAGACCGCGCAAUUUACAACAGUUAGUUGAGGACGAAAACUUACGUGUGGAAACGGCAUCACCGAGUUUCACGAUUGCGGAUCUUUCUGAGGACGAGGAAGCUUUUAUCUUGAACGUUCCAAGCAAGGUUCUACAAUGCAGUUUGCAAGACCAGUUGUUUAUUUUAAAAAACAAAACUAUAAAAUUUGGUCAAACUAAAUACGUAAUUACGCACACAGAAAUGCAUACCACGUCUUGCAUUUUUGCCACUGGGAAAGCAAGAAAACCUUAUAAAACAGUAAAUAUUAAAAAUGUCGGCGUUGUUACGGCACGAGAAAGAUUGUCAUUUGAGGGUCAUUUGAGAAAGUCAAAUUCAUUAAAUUUUAACAAUACCGACACGUCUUUCGAAUUAAAAUCGCCAAAAAUAAGCAAUGGAAAGAUAAAUGACACAGAAUCGAAGAUAUCGGAAAACUACAGUAAAUACAAACGAAGAAGAGGUUCAGAUUCUAACAGUGAACAGUCUCCAACCAAGAGAAAACGAUUAAAAGUUUAUUCUUAGAAAUUACUGCUAUAAAAAGAGAAAAAGAGAAGAAAAUGUAUAAAACAGAUUAUAUUAUUUGAUGUAUCGAUAGUUAUGCACGGUACGACCUGUAAUAAAGAUUCUAAUUUUUGAUAAUA
Messenger RNA from Ooceraea biroi (clonal raider ant), 3809 nucleotides. Its product is annotated as MATH and LRR domain-containing protein PFE0570w. NCBI's taxonomy places the organism in Eukaryota, Metazoa, Arthropoda, Insecta, Hymenoptera, Formicidae. The record is from RefSeq and is a predicted model, not a curated record.